CCAGAUGUAAACACUUUGAAUUAAUGAGAAAAGACUGGUUCUUAAGAACUGCUUGAAUUGUGAAAGUGUUGAUUGAAAACAAUAAAUAGUAUGUCUAAAUGUGGAAUCACGUGGACUGUUUUAUCUACAGCCUCAUCUGGCUUAUACCAGAUAAAACGUCCAAAAGGAAACACACGUCGUUCCGAUGUUUCCAAAAGUAGCGAAAACAAUUAUUCGUUCACGAAUUAAUUACUUUUAAACAGUGAAAUACUCUUAUAAUGAUUCUGUGAAUUUAAGCGGCAAUAUGACGUGGAAUCCUUUAAAGAAAAAUCAUAUAACUCAAAGACCUACUCCGGUACCACCUCUUUUGACUCACGCAGAGGAUAGAGAACUGGAUAUUGCAGUUCAGAGGCUUAUUUAUGUCGAGGAUACAAUCAGGAAGUUGAUAAAGGAAAUGAAAAAAUAUGUAGAAGCUGUGAUGUACCUGGACAAGUCUGACCAAAGAUUAACGUACAAUCUGACGACUUGUGGCUUGGCACAUUUCGAUAAUGAAUUUAGAAAAGUCGUGGAGGACUAUCAUUCAGUCACGACACAGAUCGGAAAAACCGUGGAAGAGAUGUCCAUUCUUUGCCAGAAAACUUUCAUAGAGCCUUUGAAAAAGUUGCGAGAUGAAUUUGUUUUGAUCGCUGUAGCGAUAGCAAAACGCGAGGAACUGGUAGCCGUUUGGAAGUGCUCUUACAAUCGUGUGAAAAAGUUGCAAGAGAAGAAGGAUAGAACUGCUAGUCAUAUCGCGAAACUGGAAAGAGAACGCAGAAUGGAAGAAGCAGCUGCCAAGGAGUUGAAAACUGUACACGCUCAAUUACUUUCAGAGUUGCCUACGUUUCUAGAGAAGAGAUUAGAAUACAUUAAACCGAGUGUACAAGCUUUGAUCAUGAUACAAUUGGAUUACUACGGAAGUAGCACGCAUUUAUUUACCCACCUAAUGCCAUUACCAAACGCUGCGGGAUCACCGUCCAGCGCUAUGAUACCUGAGGAAGAAUAUCAAACAAUAGUGAGCGAUCAAAUCAAUAGAAUAAGAGCUCUCACCAUCGUUAAAGAUCACUGAGAAUCAAAACAAUUCUACGAAUAAUUAAACGAUAAUUUACGUGUUGGAAACAUUGAGAAGUUAACGUAGGUACGAAUGUAUUUAUCACAUGGCAGUAUUUACAUUGAUAUUAAAAAAGCAUACAUAAACUUAGGAUGGAACCAUUCCUUGAUUUCGUUUCCAUUGGGCACCAGUGCGGCGAUUAUGAUUUGCACGUUUCGACUUCUGGGUAUUCUUCUGUUGCCUGUUGUACAGAACAUCCUUUUCUUGCCCUCGACCUUUGGGUGCGCCUGAGCAGCGACGUGUGAAAACAUUAUUUUUGUACUACACGAUUCGUACAAUGACGGAAAUGAAAAUAAACUUACCGAUUACGUUCGGUUUAUUGCCUCGCAUCGCUUGCCUUCGUUGUUCUGCUUUGGCACGUACUUCUUCCGGAUUCUGUACAAACUGAUCUUUUCCAUUCGCCUCGCCCUUUAUCUCUUCGUCCUCUGAAUCAGAGUUCUCCGCAGUUUCAACUUUCUGCUUCUUCCAGAAGACCUAAAGUUAUUGUUUGCUAAUUACUAUUGUUAUUAUUGAAAUAACAUCAAUUAUGUGAAUACGAACUCUUGGUGUAGUAAAUGGUCUGGAAUCUACUUCAAUAGAAUCAUCUUGCGCAUUCGUAUCACGAUCGUCGUAUGUAUCGUCAUACUCGUCAUCGUAAACAUCUGCGAUCAGACUGUAACUGUAAAGUGAAUUUUGUUUUAGUCGUCAAAUUGUUCAAACGAAUGUACUGUAUAAUCAUUACUCAAUACAUGUAAUUGUUAUUGUUAGAAAUAAAUAUUUUUUUAUGUUACGUUUAUAA
This is a messenger RNA of Ceratina calcarata, 1904 nucleotides long. Its product is annotated as bridging integrator 3 homolog. Gene Ontology annotation, molecular function: lipid binding; protein binding. The record is from RefSeq and is a predicted model, not a curated record. Bases 284 to 1084 code for a protein of 266 amino acids. Gene Ontology annotation, biological process: endocytosis; plasma membrane tubulation; actin cortical patch localization. The transcript is spliced from 4 exons. Lineage: Eukaryota; Metazoa; Arthropoda; Insecta; Hymenoptera; Apidae. Gene Ontology annotation, cellular component: actin cytoskeleton; cytoplasm.